This is a messenger RNA of Molossus molossus (Pallas's mastiff bat), 1086 nucleotides long. RefSeq names its product heterogeneous nuclear ribonucleoprotein C-like. The transcript has 3 exons. Gene Ontology annotation, molecular function: RNA binding. The record is from RefSeq and is a predicted model, not a curated record. Gene Ontology annotation, cellular component: nucleus. The coding region runs from base 478 to 1086 and encodes 202 amino acids. NCBI's taxonomy places the organism in Eukaryota, Metazoa, Chordata, Mammalia, Chiroptera, Molossidae.
UUCACGUAGAACCCAGGAGUAGGAGAUUCAGAAUCAAAUCUCUUCUCCCUUCUCCCUCUGGGUUACAAAUCACUUGAAAUAAAUAAGUUAGUGGAACUUUGCUUGAGUGAGAUUUUUUUGAUCUUCAGCUACAUUUGGGCGUUGUGAGGAACCUUAUCAUCAAAGAAAAUGGCCAGCAAUGUUAUCAACAAGACAUAUCCUCGCUCCAUGAACUCCCAUGUGUUCAUUGGGAAUCUCAAUACUCUUGUGGUCAAGAAAUCUGAUGUGCAGGCUAUCUUCUCAAAAUAUGGCAAAAUUGUGGGUUGCUCUGUUCAUAAGGGCUUUGCUUUCCUGCAAUAUGUUAAUGAGAGAAAUGCCUGAGCUGCUGUGGCAGGAGAGGAUGGCAGAAUGAUUGCUGGCCAGGUUUUAGAUAUUAAUCUGGCCACAGAACCAAAUGUGAACUGAGGAAAACCAGGUGUGAAACGAUCUGCAGCGGAGAUGUACGGAUCAGUACCAGAACACCCUUCUCCGUCCCCUCUACUCAGCUCCUCUUUUGACUUGGACUAUGACUUUCAACGGGAUUAUUAUGACAGGAUGUACAGUUACCCAGUGCGUGUUCCUCCUCCUCCUCCGAUUGCUCGGGCUGUGGUGCCCUCGAAACGCCAACGUACAUCAGGAAACACAUCACGAAUGGGCAAAAGUGGCUUCAAUUCUAAGAGUGGACAGCAAGGAUCUUCUUCCAAGUCUGGAAAAUUGAAAGGAGAUGACCUUCAGGCCAUUAAGAAGGAAUUGACCCAAAUAAAACAAAAAGUGGAUUAUCUACUGGAAAGCCUGGAAAAAAUUGAAAAGGAGCAGAGCAAACAAGCAGUAGAGAUGAAGAAUGAUAAAUCGGAAGAGGAACCGAUCAGCAUCUCCCUGAAGAAAGAUGAGCCUAAUGUGAAGAUGGAGUCUGAGUGGGGUGCAGAUGACUCUGCUGAGGAGGGGGACCUACUGGAUGAUGAUGAUAAUGAAGAUCGGGGGGAUGACCAGUUGAUCAAGGAUGAUGAAGAAGAGGCUGAGGAAGGAGAGGAUGACAGAGACAGCGCCAAUGGCGAGGAUGACUCUUAA